AUGCCGACCGCGCAAGCAAAACUCGGGGACCUUGUCAUCGCGGAGGCCGAGUCCUGGGAGGAAGUCGAAGGAAAUGUCUACUUCCCCCGCUCAGCAGUCCAGGACAAAGCAUCCUUCGUGAAAACAGACACAACAACAUUUUGCCCUUGGAAAGGGACCGCGAACUACUACACGAUUAAUACUGGUGAAACGACUGUUGAAGACGCCGCUUGGUACUAUGCAGAGCCGUAUGAGAAGGCGAAAAAUAUCAAGGACCACAUUGCUUUCUGUGAGUUCAGCAGCAUAACAGCGUCGAUUUUAGAUUAG
This is a messenger RNA of Penicillium argentinense, 306 nucleotides long. RefSeq names its product DUF427 domain-containing protein. NCBI's taxonomy places the organism in Eukaryota, Fungi, Ascomycota, Eurotiomycetes, Eurotiales, Aspergillaceae. The record is from RefSeq and is a predicted model, not a curated record. The coding region runs from base 1 to 306 and encodes 101 amino acids. The transcript is spliced from 3 exons.